Xyrauchen texanus (razorback sucker) is the source of this 1657-nucleotide messenger RNA. RefSeq names its product lipase member H-like. Gene Ontology annotation, molecular function: lipase activity; carboxylic ester hydrolase activity. The record is from RefSeq and is a predicted model, not a curated record. Lineage: Eukaryota; Metazoa; Chordata; Actinopteri; Cypriniformes; Catostomidae. Gene Ontology annotation, biological process: lipid metabolic process. Bases 79 to 1431 code for a protein of 450 amino acids. The transcript is spliced from 11 exons.
CCUGUAUCUUCAAAUGAAGCCUCAGCAGUCUUCAGUAACACUUUACUGUCAGACUACAGGUCUGGUUACUCUUCCACCAUGGUCAAUAGGAUGUUCUUAUACGUGAUCUUGAUGUUGUUUGACACAUACAGAGCUCAGGAAUGUGAGGAGAUGACUGAUCUUGACCUUCAACACUCCAUUGUCGGGACGUCUGUGAAUGUUCGAUUAAUUCUGUACACACGGGCGAAUGUCUCUUGCGGCCAGCUGCUCUCCCACCAACAGCCCUUCAGUAAUCCUCACUUUGACAGCAGCCGCCCCACCACCUUCCUCAUCCACGGCUACCGGCCCUCCGGCUCACCCCCAGUGUGGCUGAAUAAGUUUGCUGAGUCUCUUCUAAACCGAACAGACUUGAACCUUAUUGUGGUGGACUGGAACCAUGGUGCCACUAACAUCAACUAUUUCAAAGUCGUGAAGAACACACGUGUGGUGGCUGAGAAGCUUAUUGAUCUCAUUCAUAAAUUGAAGGAAAAUGGGGCCACACUCGACACUAUACACAUGAUUGGGGUCAGUCUAGGGGCCCACAUUUCGGGUUUCACUGGGGCCAGCUUUAAUGGUGAAAUUGGCAGAAUAACAGCACUGGAUCCAGCAGGGCCACAGUUUAAUGGUCAGCCUCCCAGUGAGCGCCUAGACCCCUCUGAUGCCCAGUUUGUGGAAGCCCUACACACUGACAUGGAUGCGUUGGGGUACCGGAACGUCUUGGGUCACAUUGACUACUAUGCAAAUGGUGGAGCAGAUCAACCAGGAUGCCCCAAAACCAUCUUUUCAGGAUCACAGUAUUUUAAGUGUGACCACCAGAGAUCAGUGUUUCUCUACAUGAGCUCUUUGAAUGGGUCUUGUCCCAUUACUGCCUACCCCUGUGACUCCUACACAGACUUCCUGGAUGGGAAAUGCAUGGACUGUGGCAAGUUUGGGUCUGCUGGAUGCCCUCUUUUUGGUUAUGAUGCCAUUCGCUGGAAGGAGCCACUGGUGCAGAUGCAACAAUUAAAGACGUUUUUCCAAACAAAUGAUGCUUAUCCAUUCUGCAAGUUCAGUUACAAGGUUGAUAUUCUGAUAUGGAACAAGAGAACACACUGGGGUUACUUCACAAUUAAAUUAGAAGACGGAAAACAAGAGGCACAAGUUGAUCUCAACCAUAAGUCCAUAAUGUUUGAAAAGUAUGUGGAGACCAGCCUUCUUGCUCAAUUUGAUCGAGACAUCCAACCUGUUAAAAGAAUCACAGUGAAGUUCUGUACAAGGAAAGGUCUAGGACCACGUAAGAAACUACGACUACUCCGCAUACGCCUCACUCCUCUACAGAACAACCUCAGGUCUCUUUGUCGCUAUGAUCUUCUUCUAGAAGAAAAUAAAGAUGUGACUUUCAGACCAAUUCCAUGUGAAGACUUCAACUUUUAAUUCAGAGCCUCCCAAACAAGGAUUUUGAUUUUGACUAUGCAUAACACUGACAUUAGUGACAUAAUAGUGUCAUUUGAUUCAUUUGUAGUCUUUAUUUUAAAGUAUUUAAUUGUUGUUUUUUAUCCUCUCGGGUCAGUGUCAAGUUUUUAUUUACAAUCUUCAUGAAGAUAUGGCUGGGCUACUUUGUUUUUUUAUGUCAUGUAAAUAAAUAUUUUUGUAUUUUUUG